Molecule: messenger RNA, 841 nt
Organism: Archocentrus centrarchus (flier cichlid)
Lineage: Eukaryota; Metazoa; Chordata; Actinopteri; Cichliformes; Cichlidae
Product: granzyme B-like
Exons: 5
Coding region: 56-796 (246 amino acids)
Biological process (GO): proteolysis
Molecular function (GO): serine-type endopeptidase activity
Source: RefSeq, a predicted model, not a curated record
AGUCAGUGGUGUGUCCCACAGCUCUUCAGUAGCUUUAUCUGACUUUUUCUUCAUCAUGUUUAUCCACUGGAGCCUGCUAGUACUGAUAUUUGUGCUGAUUCUUCAUGAUCAAGUCCAUACAGGGGAAAUCAUUGGUGGUCAUGAGGCUAGCCCACAUAGCAGACCGUAUAUGGUGCUUUUACAGAUGCACAGGACAUACGGUCAUCCAGCACACUGUGGUGGCUUCCUUCUGAAUGAAGAUUUUGUGAUGACUGCAGCCCACUGCCAUGCGACGUCCUACAAAGUGUUACUGGGCCUUCAUGAUUUCCAUAAACAGAAUGGCGUACAGCAUGUGCUUGUGGAGAAAUCAUUUCCACAUGAUGACUACGAUGGCGAUACUUAUGAAAAUGACAUAAUGCUUCUUAAGUUAAGCUCCAAGGCAGUAUUUAACAAGAAUGUGAAGUCCAUUGUUCUCGCAGACCGUGGCGAUGACUCUCUGCCACAAUCAUGUGUCGUCUCUGGGUGGGGACGAACCAAAACAGUAAACCAUAUGUCUGUGAAACUCAUGGAAGCUAAUGUAACCCUGAUUGACAAUCAACAGUGUGCUAGCGCCAUGUUUUACUGCUCUCAGGGUGAGACUGGACCGGGUGUGGGAGACUCUGGCGGUCCAUUAGUCUGUGGAGAUGGAAAGGCGUACGGGGUGGUGUCCACCAGCAGUUCCCCAAACCCAGAUGUUCCAACAAUCUAUAGGUAUACCAUGAUACCCCACUACAGAGACUGGGUCGAUUCCAUAAUAAAACAACAUGGAAAUUACUAAUACUUCUAUUGUGCAUCUAUUGUACAUCUUACCUGAGAAGUUAAG